UUUUUGUCUGAAAUGAGGAAUAAAUUGGAAAAUUUACAAAAUUCUGGAUUUACUGGAGAUGAUUCUUUUAAUUCUGUUGAUGCUGAAAAUCAAGCUUUAAAUCAAAAUGAUGAUCUUCCCAAGAAUGGAGAAGAAUCUCAAGAUGUUAAAUUAAACAAGUUUGAAGUACCAAAUCAGGGCAAACUUUUGGCUAAAGAGUCUGACAAUGUCAAUUGUACUGUUGAAAAGGCUGCUAAUAUUGAUGGUUUUGUUGUUGGUUCAUCAACAAUUAGCAACGAUGAAACUACCUUUUCUACAAUUGAAAAUAGUUUGGAAGGAAUUGGGAAGGAUCAAACUGCACAAUUUGGUUGGACUGGGAAUGAGAAUCAAAAUACUUCAACAAGUAAAAGUCAAAUUACUAUGGAAGAGAAGCAAAACGAUGAUGGUUCUGAUUGUGGAAUUAAACUUUGUGGAAAAGAAUUGGGGAAUUAG
This is a messenger RNA of Meloidogyne enterolobii, 471 nucleotides long. NCBI's taxonomy places the organism in Eukaryota, Metazoa, Nematoda, Chromadorea, Rhabditida, Meloidogynidae. The record is from the annotation of a GenBank genome assembly.